This is a messenger RNA of Anastrepha ludens (Mexican fruit fly), 1337 nucleotides long. RefSeq lists its product as uncharacterized. The coding region runs from base 159 to 866 and encodes 235 amino acids. Lineage: Eukaryota; Metazoa; Arthropoda; Insecta; Diptera; Tephritidae. The record is from RefSeq and is a predicted model, not a curated record. The transcript is spliced from 2 exons.
AAAGGCAGAACUGUAUUAGAAUUAAUUUUUAGCUACUGUUAUUUCAGAGUACGAUAAAUAUUCUUAAAAAUAUUAACUAACAGUUCAACAAGACGAACGAGUGAAAGCAGCUCGCAAUACUUUUUAUAGACUUUUAUCAAAUUAUUUUAUCUCAAAUCAUGGAUAAUAAACAAUUGCCCACUUCAUCAGGCAAUGGACGGACUCUAUGUGCUAAUUGUUUUUUGUUUGAAAAUUGUUCAUGUAUAGAUGAGCAGAACAAAACGAUGUGUAUGGCAUGGAUGACGAGACAAAUGGAAGAAUUUAAGCAAGGAAAUACUGAGAUUGAUAAAAAAUUGUGUGAAAUUAGUAUUAACAUAAACAAAUGGAAAAAAUAUCAGCAAAAUACUGCUGCGCUUAAGCAAAAUAUAGUAGACCUUAAUAAAAAACUGAGUGAAAUGAGUAUUAGCGACAAAGAAAGUAAGCAAAAACUUGCUGCGCUUGAAAAACAACUGAACGCCCAAACACAAAUGCUAUUGGAUUUGAAGAAUAAGGAUAGGCGUAGAAAGCAGCAACGUCAUUCCCAGCAGGAACUGGCCGUAAAUGCCGCAGAAGUGUCAAAGACGAGCAAUGCAAAUUGUGCAACAAUCGCUCAUGGUGAUCGCAUUGACAACGACGGACGUCUAGAAAUAGGAAAGGCUUUUCAGGGAAAUAAUCUAGACUUACUUUGCUCCGUAGUUGCCAGAGACAUGGCGAUAUUUUUUCCGGACGAACAGAAACGGAAAGCAAGUGUUAUGGAAUAUGAGAGUUGUAUAGAGCAAAAUGGUUCCCAGGAGCACGUAGGAGUUCAACCACAUUCAAAAAGGGCAGUCGCUACAAAACGGCAAUAACACAAAUGACAAAGUGACGUACAUAUCGAUUGGUCCUAACAAAACUCUCGUACCACAAAAAUAUUACGAAUCAAUUGAUUUUACUAAUGCUUCACUGGCAACUCAAAAACUAUUCGUGAUCUGUUUUGAUCGUGAAAUAUUAGCUACGCACUCUUUGAGCGGAAAGAGAUCGCCAGUUUUUAAAGACAAACCAUUUAAAGAAGCGCUAGAUCCCCUAAUAUUAGACGAUAUUAUAUUUGCGGUCACAAUUAGGAGUGGAGUGUCUGAAGAGGAAGUUCGUAAUACUAUCGCCGCAGUUUGCGCCGAACAGAAAAAUUUGUGGGAAGAAGAAAAUAAGGGAAAUUUGGACUAAAAGAUAGUGAAAUAGAUACCAAAAACGAAAGAAAAACUAUCAAAAGUUAAAAUUAUAUAUUUUAAAAUACAAGUAACUGUAAUUAAAGUAUAAUAAAGAUUACUGUACGAGGAACAUUA